Bombus pyrosoma is the source of this 3494-nucleotide messenger RNA. RefSeq names its product integrin beta-PS-like. Gene Ontology annotation, biological process: cell migration; integrin-mediated signaling pathway; cell adhesion mediated by integrin. Gene Ontology annotation, molecular function: integrin binding. Bases 116 to 2572 code for a protein of 818 amino acids. The transcript is spliced from 15 exons. The record is from RefSeq and is a predicted model, not a curated record. Gene Ontology annotation, cellular component: cell surface; integrin complex; focal adhesion. Lineage: Eukaryota; Metazoa; Arthropoda; Insecta; Hymenoptera; Apidae.
CGCAUGGUCACUUUAUCUCGGAGUCAUUUCCGUGGGAUGCCACAAUAUCCUUGUAACUUACCAGUGUAGCCACACCUUGCUCGUUUAAAAUUAUAUUGACAUUAAGAGAGAAGCUAUGACUCGCUGGACGAUAUUUCUCUUCUGGGUUCAAUUCUUCUCGUUGGUGUUUUGUGAAUACAAAGAUCCGGAAAGCCUUUGCGCGUCUCAACAAACUUGCAAAAACUGUCUACUGACUCCACGAUGUGUUUGGUGCUCUACUCCGGUUUCCAAUCAAAGCGCGAACAGUCCAUUGGUUCGUUGUGUCACCAGAGAAAAAUUUUCGAACGAAGGCAAUCACUGGUGUCGAACGUCGGACGUAAUAGAUGAGACGAAUCAGAUGCUGAUACUCGAAGAUCGACCGCUGUCUUCGACGAGAGGCACAGAUCCAGUUCAAAUUCAACCUCAGAGAAUUCGCUUGACACUAAGACGAGGCGAGAAAUACCGAUUGACUUUAAAAUAUAGCCAGGCAGAGGGUUAUCCGGUUGAUCUGUAUUAUCUGAUGGACUUAUCGGCAUCGAUGGAGGAUUCUAGGAAUUUGUUGUCAGAAUUGGGACAUGAAUUGGCAGAUGCUAUGCGAAACUUGACCUCGAACUUUCGAUUAGGAUUCGGUAGUUUCGUGGACAAAGUCGUAUUGCCUAUGACCAGUACGCAACCGGAGAAAUUAAAAUCGCCGUGUACUUUGAAAACAGGAAAGCCGUGCGCAGCGCCGUACGAUUAUAAGCAUCAAAUGCCUCUUAGCGAGAACAUUGAUCUUUUCAAAACUCGCGUACGAGAAGCACCGGUGUCUGGUAACUUGGACGCGCCCGAGGGUGGUCUCGAUGCGAUGAUGCAAGCGAUGGUUUGCACCAAGGAAAUUGGCUGGCGACAGGAUGCUCGACAUCUUAUUGUUUUUUCGACAGACGCCAGUUUCCAUACCGCUGGAGAUGGUAGACUGGCAGGAAUUAUCGAACCCAACGAUUGUCUCUGUCAUUUGGACGAGAAAGGGUUCUACACGCACUCGCUUCUUCAAGAUUAUCCGUCCAUAUCUCAAAUUAACAAAAUAGCUCGCGAGCGCAAUAUCAACAUCAUAUUUGCGGUAAAAAGCGAUAGGAGAAAGACGUAUGAAUUGUUGAGCGAAAGCAUCGGCGGCUCCUCUAUCGAAACGAUACGGAACAACUCUAAAAGCAUAGUUGACCUUAUCAGAGGAGAGUACGAGAAACUGGUCAAUUCCAUAACAAUGACGGAUAAUGCGCCGAAAAUGAUCGAUGUGAAAUACUACUCUCGAUGUUUGGAGAAGAACGUCGAAUUGAAAGAACGACAAAAAUGCGGGGGAUUACGAGUGGGGAACGUCGUCGAAUUCGAAGUAACAUUACAGGCGACCGAAUGUCCAGCGAAUUCCAGCGAAUGGCAGACAAGUAUGCAGAUAAAGCCGAGAGGUAUAGACGAGAGCUUGACGAUCGAGCUGAGCAUUAUCUGCGAUUGUCCCUGCGGACAUCCAGGACAUCCGGGAUACGUGGCAGCUUCGGAAGAUUGCAGAGGAAACGGUACUUUGGUUUGCGGUGUAUGUUCUUGCAACGAGGGCUUUUACGGGAAGCAGUGUGAAUGCGAAGGGAACGAUGCCGGCGCCGAGAGCGCAGCUGCCAUGGCCGACUGCAAGCCUAACAACGAGACCACCGAGAUUUGUAGCGGCCAUGGAGACUGCAAGUGCGGUGUAUGUGAUUGUGCGAAGCGUCCUAAUCCGCAAGAAGUUUUUUAUGGGAAAUAUUGCGAGUGCGAUAACUUCUCUUGCAAACGCAGCGAGGGAUUGGUUUGCGGCGGGCGAGGCAAGUGCGAGUGCGGGACUUGCAAUUGCUUGCCGGGAUGGGGCGGCGAGACGUGCGAUUGCAAAGAAACGAAUAGCACAUGCAUAUCAAGCAACGGCGAAACCAUGGAGAUUUGCAGUGGACGCGGGGACUGCAUUUGCGGUAGCUGUCAUUGUCAUGAAAAAGACAACAUUCGAUAUUCUGGACAGUACUGCGAAGAGUGUCCCAUAUGUCCUGGACAACGAUGCGAGGAACUGAAGAACUGCGUCGAAUGCAUGGCGUACGGAACCGGGCCUUUUGCUGAAAAUGGAAAGUGCGACGCGUGUCUGCAUGAUAUAGAUAUCGUAAAUAAGGUCGUAGAGGAUCCGGAGAAGGAUCAAGAGACGGGAGCUCGUAUUUGUCGAACUCCAGGAGACGCUGGAUGUACGUUCGUAUUCAAGUACGAAUAUUACAGAGGUGGUAGCGGAGGGGAUAUUAAGAUAUUCAAGAUUCUCGCUGAAAAGGAGAGGGCAUGUCCUACUCCUAUCAACGUCCUCGGUGUCGCUAUGGGAUUAAUCAUUAGCACCGUAAUUAUCGGUUUCUUCGUUCUUCUCGUUUGGAAGAUAGUAACGACGAUCCACGAUAAACGGGAAUAUGCAAAAUUCGAGCGAGAACGAGCCCUGGCUAAGUGGGAUAGGGCCGACAAUCCGAUUUACAAACAAGCCACGUCGACGUUCAGCAAUCCGACGUUCAACGAAAAUUCAAAGGAUUAAGUAAAAUUCAUUUUCGCGCGAAUUAUUUCCACGAGAAGAAUUCGAUUGUAUCGAAAGGUAGUCGCUCCGGUAGGUAGCGCCACCGUAAUCGAAUCGAGGAUGUCGACGCCAUGUUGGUUAAUUGCUUUGUGAGAAGACAAUUUCUAGUCGUCGUGAUGAAUGUUUAUUCUUCGAAUCCCGUGGAGAACAACCUCUGUCUACCUUUAUUCCUGCAUUCUUAUCCAAUAAGUGACGAUAUAUCCAUUCUUUCCUUACUUUUCGUUCUGAAAUUUUUCCCGAACCUUGUUGGUACCUUGCGCCGCAUCUUGUCAUAUCUAGAGCGUCGUAGGAAUUUUUGGCGGCAAUUAAUCUACGCCGAUAUUCGACGUAACGUAACGCAAAAUAUUUCGCGAGGGGGUCUACCAGGAAGUAAAACGAAUGCGAUUGGGACGGACGAGAAGACGAAGGUCGAUAAGCGAUCACUCGUAAAUCAGUUUUAAAUUUGAUCGGAGGAUUUUGCGCGGAGAUAGGUCCUGGCCUUUCAGACGAUUGUUUCGAAUAUCCUCUGGCCUCGUACUUUAUUGCUUGCUAUGCUCGAAGAAGGCAGCCUCGUAAGGAGCUCGUAAAUUCGUCACCAUAGUCGGCUCCUGCUGCAAAACCCUGCGGCGACUCGCUGUAUUUCCCACCAGAAACCUAAAGCUCCACUCACAUUGAAUCCGCCCAUACGACUUGAUUACUCGUCCCUGAUUACCUCCUUGGUCUCCAUUAUGUAUAGUGGCGCUCGUUUUACGGAUAAAGACGUGUCAAGGAAUGCGGAACAACACUUUCAACGAUUUACUUUAUCAUCGUUAUUAAGUGUUACCGACGAUUGGCAAAUUUCGGGAGCUAAAUUAUUGUCAUCGUUACGUCGAGAUGUAGCGACGAAUAAAAAUGUAUUUACCAA